Saccostrea echinata is the source of this 3312-nucleotide messenger RNA. RefSeq lists its product as uncharacterized. The transcript has 11 exons. The record is from RefSeq and is a predicted model, not a curated record. Bases 1 to 3132 code for a protein of 1043 amino acids. NCBI's taxonomy places the organism in Eukaryota, Metazoa, Mollusca, Bivalvia, Ostreida, Ostreidae.
AUGAGAAGAGGAUCUGAUGGAAAGGUAUGUGAAAAUGAGACUAAAGACCUUACUCUGCAAGGAUAUGAAGCAAAAUCUCUCAAGUUUGACUGCGAUAUAACGGGGACACACAUUAAUUCUUCGGAAAAGCUAAUAGUCUACACUGCAAGUGUUCCAGUGCAAAAAUCAGGAAAAGCAGAAUAUCUGGUGGAACAACUGUUACCAAUCACAUUAUGGGGAACGUAUUACGUGAUUGUCCCUGCAGGUGAUCGUCCUUACGGUAAUAUAAUUUCGAUUGUGACUGCCUUUGAAAACACAACAAUCCAUAUCUCAGGGUAUGAUUUCGUCACCAUUCCAAACAAGUAUGAUCGAAUUCAACGACGAGUCGACCCUUAUACGCCAUUAACGAUUCGAGCUUCAAAAAAUGUGUCUGUGAUGCAAACAUACUGGUACAACACUGGAAAUAGUGCAUCAGUUUAUAUAAUUCCUCUUGCUUUUAAAACUGAUAUACAAAGAAAUAUCGACGACAUCGAUUACUUGAGAUUUACUUAUACUAACAUCAGCUACAGUGGAAGCGAGUAUGUUCCUCUAUCUAAUUAUUUUUUGUACAGAAAUCAGUCUGAACUACCAACAUCUGCACAAGGUUGUACCAUGUCUGCUGCCUUAAAUGACACUGGAGCUUUCGUUCCAGAGAACUUUGGAACCACAUUCGUUCUUCCAAAUCCAUUCUCUAGCACGAAUAUUUUCUGCGAAUUUUUUGGAAAUGACUUUUUAGAGGAUUUAUCAGAUAAACAAAUCAACGUUAAACAACAGUCAGGAAAAGGGUGCGAAGAUCUACUCAAUAGUACUAAUGAGGCUUAUAUAUCUUUUAAUUCCACCUCACCAGUGAUCAUAACUGCAAACAGGGAACUAUCUUUAUUAUGUCGAUACAGAGGAGAUGACAGAAGACUUUAUACAAAUACUUUUAUUGUUCCUCCUGUUGACAUUCUGAGUACGGAAUAUAUGGUUACUUUACCACCUGAAGAUGUCGGUAGCGGAUGUAUUUUAUUAAGUUUGUUUGACAACACCUCAUUUGCUAUACCACAACUGAAUAUGUUUGAAACAGUGCAAGGACUGCAACAAAAAAAUAUUUCUUCUAUCAAAUCGGGAAUGUUUAUCGUAGCUAACAAAGUCAUUUCAGUUCUAUGCUACAGUUACAAUGAAUAUAUAAUGAGUCAUCCCCUUCCCUCUUCCGGAACUUAUUUCAAAUUAAUUAAGUCCGAAAAUUUCACGGAGGAGGAGCUGAUUAUAGCGUCAACAGAUGGAAACACAGUGUUGACCUUUGAAAUGGCCAGAGAGAUGGGCACUAACUAUACACAGGUUUAUAACAACGCCUCGAUGAAAAAUAUGGGGGACAUUGGAAUUCAUACAUGGGCAGAAAAUAUUUCCUUUUUCUCGAUCACUGCCAACAAACCUGUAAUUGUAGCAGCCUACUUCAAACAGAAUGAUAACACAUCGAAUUCUAAACCGUAUAGUCCAAACAGAACUAACUUUGUGUAUGUUCCGCCCACAUUGAAUGAAACUUUGCAGGGCAUCUACUUGUCUCGAUCCGGAUGGCCAUAUCAUUUUAGGAUGUCCACAAGAAAAUAUCUUCCUACGUCGAACCAGCUGUUCCCCGGAGAUAAAAUAGAUAAUGACCAGGACGGCUUAACUGAUGAAGAAAGUUGUCUGGAUUUUGAGGAGGCUGGUGUAUUGUCUGACCUUGACCUAGAUGGCUCGUAUAGAGAGGACUGUAAAGGAUGUUCUGAGGGUGAAGGUAUGAACUUGUUCUUUUCUUGUGAAGCAUGUGAUUUUGGGUUAUACCGUGAAAGCAGGUCAUGGAACCUCACAUGUCAGUCUUGUGGAGAGAAUUACACGACAUAUCAUCAACAAAGCAGUUCACAAAAUGACUGUAUCCCUGUUUGCACUGAAGGAACGCAGCUGAAGAACUAUACGUUGCACAAUGAAACAAAGGAAUGUGAACCGUGUCCAGUUGGGUCCUAUAAAAACACGUCACCAAAUGACACAAGUUUGAAUGUCACUGAUAGAUUCUUCUGCAUUCCAUGUCCAGUGAAUAAAACAACAUAUACUGAACGCACUGUCAAUUUUACAGAAUGCAUCGAUAUAUGUGAGGCAGGCUUUGAGCUGCAGCACGGUAAUUCUUGCGCUCAGUGUGAAAUAGGCUUCUACAAAAACAUAUCAAGUGUCAACACCACAGCUUCUAUCGAGGAACGUUGGAACUGCACAGCUUGUCGGGGAUAUUUGACCACCUUAAGCAGGGGAACUGUAAAUGAGGAAGACUGUAUCGAACAUUGUUCAGAAGGCAGGUUCUGGAAUGGAAGUGUAUGCUUGCCUUGUCCAGUUGGUGAAUACAAGAACACUUCAAGUGAAAACCUCACACUUUCUUCAGAACUGAGGUGGAAUUGCACCCCGUGCGAGGGAGGGAAAACCACAUACAGUUCCGGCACUGUUAAUAACACAUGUAUAGAGCAUUGCGAAGAAGGACGCUACUUGGCUGACAAUGGAACAUGUGUACGUUGCGAGAUCGGAUCUUUUAAAAACACAUCAAGUGAAAAUGUUACAUUAAGUGAAAACUUAAGAUGGAAUUGUACUAAGUGCCCAGAUGGUAAAACUACAAGCGCACGUGGCUCUUUUGAAUGUGUGGAAACCUGUAAAGAGGGUGAAGAAUACAACAAGACAACUAAAUCAUGUGAUAAAUGCAAAAUAGGCACUUACAAAAACGUCAGCGGAAACCACAUUCAGUGCUUUGAAUGUCCAGCAAACUAUACAACUAGACAACCAGGGAAAACCCGUCGUAAUGACUGCAAAAAAGCCGAUUGCAGGUGUCCAUGUAACAUGGUCCAUCCAGUGAAAAACUAUACAAGUACAGAAUUGGAACAGAUUAUACAAAAGAUGAAGAAAGAGUUGGAAGUCAACAAGGAAAAAUUAUCCUCUAACAUCAGGAAGAGGAUCAGUGUGAUGGACGACCGACCGUCUGCUCGAUCUAUCGGGGCGUUUGGUGCCGUCAUUAUCAUAGCCAUUUUUAUUGCCCUGCUUGCACUGGACAUUGUGAUACUCUUGAACCAUUUUUCAGCGAUGGUUGGCAAGAUCAAAAACUUCUUUGCUAGAAAGUGAUUUUUUAUUAAAACAUUUUCAAGUUAUAGUGAGAAAAUGAUGUAAAAUCGUGUGUUUUGUGGUUUAAUUUAACUGAAAUUGUCAUUACAGUAUCAGAGCUCAGUGUACUGGAAGCACUCGAUUAGAUUCAUUUCUAAUGUUUAAAACUACUACAACUGGCAUUUUGCUCUCUCUCUUUCU